AUGGCGCAGAAGGUGGUUCAAUUUGGUCAGAGGUUUGGUACCCGUGUAGUCAAUUCAUCUCAAAGCUUUCUGUCAUGUCCUAUAGCUAUAGCUCGAGCAGCACAGCCUCGCUUGGCUACAGCUUGGUCUUAUGCAAAAGUCGAGAUGAGACCUGCUAUGCCAUCAGAAUGGCCUGCAGUCAAGAAAGGAUUUUCUGAUAUGGCUCAAAGUGCUGUCACUGGUCGUUUCUUGGAUUACAAUGUGCGUCAAGUAACCCAGAAAGCUUUAGUUUUUGUUGAAGUAUGCUGUUGGUUUUACGUUGGAGAAAUUAUUGGCAGGCGUAGCAUAAUUGGAUAUAACGUAUAA
Trichoplax adhaerens is the source of this 345-nucleotide messenger RNA. RefSeq lists its product as uncharacterized. Gene Ontology annotation, molecular function: proton transmembrane transporter activity. The transcript has 2 exons. The coding region runs from base 1 to 345 and encodes 114 amino acids. Gene Ontology annotation, biological process: proton motive force-driven ATP synthesis. NCBI's taxonomy places the organism in Eukaryota, Metazoa, Placozoa, Uniplacotomia, Trichoplacea, Trichoplacidae. The record is from RefSeq and is a predicted model, not a curated record.